Molecule: messenger RNA, 813 nt
Organism: Pistacia vera
Lineage: Eukaryota; Viridiplantae; Streptophyta; Magnoliopsida; Sapindales; Anacardiaceae
Exons: 1
Coding region: 1-813 (270 amino acids)
Source: RefSeq, a predicted model, not a curated record
AUGAAGACUCCCGUGACAGCCAGAAAUAAUAAAAAGUAUUGUCGCUAUCAUCGGGACAAAGGGCACCAUACUGAUGACUGUCAGGCUGUAAAACAAGCAAUCGAGAAGCUCAUCAAGAAGGCGUAUUUCAAGGAAUACGUCGACGACUCUGCUCCCUCGCAAGAGAAAAAUCGAGGGGAGCAGAGUAAGAAGCGCCGCGAUCAGAAGGGUUUGUGCAGUCUUAAUUUGAUUUUUGGAGGACCGCACUUCGCUGGAAAUUCUCGAGAUGCCCGAGAAAGGUAUGCUCACGAAGCUCAUGAAGCUCACGAAGCACAUCACAACCCCAUUAGCAUGAUGAGUGCAGAGCAGCGACCACGAAAGGUUCGCAGGGAGAUAGAAAUCUCCUUCUCUGAGCAGGAUGCAGCCAAGUUGCAUCACCCUCACGACGACGCCCUUGUGAUCACGCCCCUGAUAGGGCGCUAUAAUACCCAAAGAAUGUUAGUGGAUAACGGGAGGGCUGUGAACAUCCUGUUCGCGUCCACUUUCGAAAUGAUGAAUCUGGACGAGGCCAACCUGAAGCCUGCCUCAUUCCCACUGUACGGAUUCACAAGAGACCAUCUACUCCCCAAAGGGACGAUCUCACUCCCAGUCACACUGGGCGAUUUUGACGAAGUGACUAAGGUAAUUGAGUUCUUAGUAGUAGAUUGCCCAUCAGCUUUUAAUGGGAUCCUGGGGCGGCCUCUACUAAGACAGUUCAAGGUGGUCACCUCGAUUUACCAUCUAAAAAGGAAAUUUCCCACCCCGAUGGGAAUCGGGGAAGUCAGCGGGUCUUAG